Chanos chanos (milkfish) is the source of this 621-nucleotide messenger RNA. RefSeq names its product vitelline membrane outer layer protein 1 homolog. The transcript has 3 exons. The coding region runs from base 1 to 621 and encodes 206 amino acids. Lineage: Eukaryota; Metazoa; Chordata; Actinopteri; Gonorynchiformes; Chanidae. The record is from RefSeq and is a predicted model, not a curated record.
AUGAUUCAGUUCUUUAUAGCUCUCUCUCUCCUGAUCUCUUUGGCUUUGGGUUCUGCUCCUGAUUUGGGGCAAGGAUCCUCUAAAGAGAGACAGGACCGUGCUGUUCCACCCAAUGACAAUCUUGUGAUUGCUGUGGCUAACGGCUUUCAAAAGGGCGCUUGGAGCAAGACUGACAAAUGUCCUGAAGGUCUGUAUGCUGGUGGCUUCAGUCUAAGGAUUGAGCCCCCCCAAGGAACGAUGCGUGAUGACACAUCGCUCAACGGUAUCCGUCUUUAUUGCAUUGACCCCAAGAGCGCGAGAAACCUCAUUCCCACUGUGGUGUCUCAUCCUGGAUAUUGGGGAACCUGGACACAACCCCAGUGGUGCUCAGGAGGAGUGCUGAGAUCUUUCCAGUUGAGGGUGUCACCAGACCAAGGAUACAGCGACGACACGGCCGCCAACAACAUCAACUUCAAAUGCGAUGGUGCUAUCCUAAGAGGACAUGGUCCGCCGUGGGGCUUUUGGGGAGAAUGGAGCAAUGAAUGUGCAACUGGGGGUAUCUGUGGGAUCCAGACCAGGAUGGCUGAACGAGGGGGUGAUGACACGGCCUUAAAUGAUGUGCGCUUCUACUGUUGCCCCUAA